CCCAGCAUCCACGUGCAUCUGGACCACACGUGCUACCACCGAACAGCUUCACCUCAUCUCAGUGCAACAAAGACCUCAUCUGUGGGUGGUCAGUUCUGUGCUCAUGCUCCGCCUCUAUUCGGAAAUGAUCGGGUGUCUUCGUAAGCCACCCCUCCAAUGUACCCCGGUAAAGUAAAUACUCACUCAUAUUGAGGUGAUAUUGUUUAUUUUUUGCUUUUGAAGUGAAGUGGACGUGCAGUUAGUGCGCGGGUGGACACAUUUUAAAAAUAUGAAAGUGGUUUACGUGUUUAUGUUCAUUUGCGGGUGUGCUUUCACCCUAGGAGAGGUGGCUGGAGGGAGGAACAAGAACCGGGGAAAAGGAUCUAUGUGGUGGGGUAUAGCAAAAGCCGGUGAACCUAACAACCUAUCACCAAUUUCUCCAGGUAGACUUUACAUGGAUAGGCCAGAUCAUGGUACGCUGAGGAGAAAGCAGCAUCGUCUAGCCAGGGAGAACCCAGGAUUGCUAGCUGCUGUAAACAGAGGAGCCAACCAGGCCAUCCAGGAGUGUCAGUAUCAGUUCAGACAUCAGAGAUGGAACUGUUCGACUCGAAAUUUUCUGAGGGGAAAAAACUUAUUUGGAAAGAUUGUGGAUAGAGGAUGUCGAGAAACAGCCUUCAUUUAUGCGAUAACCAGCGCGGCAGUGACGCAUGCGAUAGCGAGAGCCUGCAGCGAGGGCUCCAUAGACACCUGCAGUUGCGAGAAUCAUCACAAGACCAGGAAAUAUCAAUUUUUGGAAAACUCAGUGGCAGUUCCAGGAGUGCGGGAUUUUGAGUGGGGUGGGUGUUCUGAUAAUAUUGGAUUUGGUUUUGCUGUGAGUCGUGAGUUUGUUGAUACUGGGGAGAGGGGAAAGACGCUUAGGGAGAAAAUGAAUUUGCAUAACAACGAAGCUGGCAGAUGGCAUGUCCAACAACACAUGAAACAAGAAUGCAAAUGCCACGGCAUGUCUGGAUCCUGUACCGUGAGGACGUGCUGGAUGAAACUUCCAUCCUUCAGGGUGAUCGGCGACAUCUUAAAAGAUCGUUUCGACGGCGCCUCUCACAUCACAUCAGGCAACAAUCACCACAGGAACAACAAGGCACACGGCAGGAUGAUCAACAUGAACCCCAAAUUCAACAGCAUCUCCAGAAACAGCAUAUACAGCAAGAGGGAGAACAGGCGAAGGCAGAAAUACAAUUUUCAAUUGAGACCUUUCAAUCCGGAACACAAACCGCCGAGCGCCAAGGACUUGGUGUACUACGAAAUGAGUCCCGGAUUCUGCGAAAGAAACACCAAGCUGGGUAUCCAAGGAACCCACGGCAGAAUAUGCAACGCGUCAUCGAUCGGGGUCGAUGGAUGUGACAUAAUGUGCUGUGGUAGAGGCUAUCGCACCCAUGAAAAAAUCGUGGCUGAGCGAUGCAACUGUACAUUCCACUGGUGUUGUGAGGUUAAAUGUGAAAUAUGCAGAACUAGAAAAUUGGUCCAUACGUGCGUCUAGUUUUAAUAUAGUCAAGAAUUUGCAAUUUUCGUUCAUGUUUUCCUCCGAAAAAAUUUGUGAUAAUUUCGAAUCCAGUGAAAUAGUUUUUAGUUUUAUAUUGGUGGAAAUGUCAACGCAAUUUGCAUUUCAUCUUGAUCAAUCAGUAUUAUAAAAUUUAAAGACUGAUUCCGAAUUUAAAACUCCAGUCAAUCCUGUACAUAUGUUCAAUUUGUGAUGUAAAUUUAGUGUUAUAUUUGUAAAUUUAUGUGACCGUGUAUAAGAUAAUAUUAUGCAUGAAAUUUCAUUCUAUAUGACGAUUGUGUCUAUAUAGAUGUACUUCAAGUUCCAAUCAUCUUAAUAAUAAUUGUGGAAUAGAAUGAAAUGUAGGAUAAUUAAUUUAUUGCAUUGUAAAUAAAUAAUCAGCGAGUAUAGUGUAUCUCAAAUUGUAAAUUAUUCUUAUUUAUGUAACUGAAAUUUUAUAUAUUCUUUCAUUUAAUUUAUUAUAAAUCUUGCUUCUUAAUUGUAAAUUAUUUAAUAUGUAUAUAACCGCUAA
Messenger RNA from Coccinella septempunctata (seven-spotted ladybird), 2045 nucleotides. It is a transcript of the gene wg, whose product is annotated as protein Wnt-1. Gene Ontology annotation, biological process: cell fate commitment; neuron differentiation; canonical Wnt signaling pathway. Gene Ontology annotation, cellular component: extracellular region. The record is from RefSeq and is a predicted model, not a curated record. Gene Ontology annotation, molecular function: cytokine activity; frizzled binding. The transcript is spliced from 4 exons. Bases 269 to 1513 code for a protein of 414 amino acids. Lineage: Eukaryota; Metazoa; Arthropoda; Insecta; Coleoptera; Coccinellidae.